AGGAAAUGAAUGUAUUAUUGAAGUGUUUUAUCAGAUUCAAACAGAUUAAAACAGUAUCAAGUUAUUUUAUUUAUUUAUAAGCUUAAUUUUUCCUGAUCAACCGAACUUCUGCUCCUAAUCUUUGGACUGAAUACAAACUAUCAAACGAAACAUGCUCAGAACAGCUCGGAAACCGAAAUCAAAAAGUUUUGAAAAGCACAAGGAAAGUUUCUGUGAAUUGUUUGCAUGGUGAUAACACAAGUACACAAACUAAAUUUAGUGUUUACAAUGAAUGGUGAAAUUAUCGACAAUUUCAAAAUAGAAACAUCAAACAGAAACUAUUCAACUGAAGAGAUCAAAGAAUACCUGUCAGCUCUACAACAUGAGUCUACUCUAGCUUUUAUACCAGCUCUGAUCUACCUGUCUCUUCUCAUUGUCGUGGGCAGUAUAGGUAACUGUCUGGUUCUUAUCGUCUAUUUGUCAAAGAUGGCGAUUACACCUCUGAGAAUAUUCAUCAUAAGCAUGGCCAUAUUUGAUUUACCUACAACUAUUUUAGUUAUACCUGGUGAGAUGUAUGACAUGUUACACGUGUGGGACUUUGACGAGCCUCUUUUCUGUAAAGUUAGACGAUAUUUGAAUGCAGCCAUCGUGUUGUCGUCUGUCUUUGCCUUGGUGGCUAUAGCCUCUACAAGGCACAGGAUGGUUUGUGAUCCACUGCGACAUCAAUGGACCGUCAAGCAAGCGAAGGUAGCCAGUUGUAUAUUAGCGACUGCUGCUUUCAUCCUCACGAUACCUUAUGGAAUAAUUCACGGGACACAGACAAUCAAAACCCCAAACCCUCAAAUCUCCGGUCACUUCUGCGAGGUGGAUGACUUGUACGUCUUAACGAUAUGGCCGAAUGUCAACUCUGCGUUUUUUAUUCUUGUGUUUAUUAUCUGUAGUUUGACCAUGAGUGUGUUUUACGUGUGCAUCGGACGUCAAACUUGGCAGCAAGGGAACAAGCAAAGGAGAGGUUUCAAUGCUAAAAGUUAUAACUCAACGACAAACCCAAGUGAAUCUUUUAUAUCGACCACAGUUCGUGAAAGAAAAGAAAUGAAAUGUAGAUUUGAAGAGAAAAAUAAAAUUUCGUACUUAAUUUCUCCACACAUUAGAGAUGAACCUUCGAUGACGGAGUCUGUUGAUAUUUCUCAAAUGGUCCAACAAAUUGGACAAUCAGAAGUCAGUCUGGCAUUGUCUCAUUCUAUUACACCGAAUGCACGUCACAAUAAAGAAAGCGAGAUCUCAGUUAGUGGUAUUGAUAUCAUGUCAGACAGCAAUGCAACCCUCAGAAAACAACUGCACCUGUCAAAGUCAAAGAGAAGAGACCGAAAUUCUACAUUUGGGAAGACUUCCAGGAUGAUGUUCACUAUUAGUCUUUUGUUCGUAUUGGGUUUUGUUCCAUUUCUUGCUUUGAACUUCUUCAAGACAGCUGCUCCAGAGAGUCAUGCCGCCUUGUCUGGUGUCUCUCUUUCAUUCUAUCAUCUUUUUCUCAGAUUAUAUCUGAUCAACUCUGCCAUCAAUCCUAUUGUGUACAGUUUGUUAGAUAGAAGAUUCAGAAGAAAGUGUAUACACUUGAUUGGAUGUUGGUCUCAAUAAAACAAUUAAAAGUUGAUCCAAUUUACAUACCAUUAAUUAAAAACUGUUAUGGAUUAUUGUUGUAGACGGUUGUUAACUUGAAGCACCAGAAUGUUGGUAGACAACUUCACCGCUGUAGGCGUAGUGUAUCUUAAUUUAUACAACUUAAAAUAACUUGAAUAACUUAUUAGUGAAUAAACUGAAAUGAACUUUUA
Molecule: messenger RNA, 1808 nt
Organism: Biomphalaria glabrata
Lineage: Eukaryota; Metazoa; Mollusca; Gastropoda; Planorbidae
Product: D(2) dopamine receptor-like
Exons: 4
Coding region: 226-1614 (462 amino acids)
Biological process (GO): neuropeptide signaling pathway
Cellular component (GO): membrane
Molecular function (GO): neuropeptide receptor activity
Source: RefSeq, a predicted model, not a curated record